Pogona vitticeps (central bearded dragon) is the source of this 2842-nucleotide messenger RNA. NCBI's taxonomy places the organism in Eukaryota, Metazoa, Chordata, Lepidosauria, Squamata, Agamidae. The record is from RefSeq and is a predicted model, not a curated record.
GAAGGGCGGGGCGAAGUCGGGAAAGGCGCCGGAGUUCGACUCGACGGAGGUGGGGUCCCCUGUCCGGGGAAGAUGGAGCGCAAAGGGGCGUCGCUGGCCCAGGAGCUCCGGCGCUGGGCGGCCGAGGAGAUGAAGCUGCCGCUCAGCAAGAUCCCCUCCGAGAGCGCCGCCCGACGGAUGUGCUCGGGUCAGUGUGCUGAAAUCUGGAACUACGUCAUCCGACAUGUUCAUCACCAGCGAAAUGUGAAGAAGAUUCGUGGAAAUGUGCUCUGGUAUCAACAGAUGGAGGAGGCCAAGGGCAAUCCUGGCAGCUCCGAAUCGGAGAAGGAACGCCGCAAGCAGCUGGUCCAGGGCAUUGCCCGCCUGCGGGAGGAGCUGCAGCAGAUCGACCUGCAGAUCGAGUCCGCGCAGCGGGAGCUUGUGGCGGACGAGGUGACCCUGGAGACCUCCCAGGAGAUGAUCUGCGAUGCCAAGCGCCGCAGCUUGCUUCUCAAGGCGUACUCUGCCCGGGUGGCCUCGGAGCGCCAACAGUUGCGUGCCAGAACUCUGCAAGUGAAGGGACGUCUGGAGCAAUUGGAAGAAAUGGAGAGGAAGGCCCGGACAGCUGUGGUGUUUGGCAGGAAAGCCUCUGAAUCUGGUUUCCCCACUUUGGAGCCGGAGGUUCUGCGAGACGUCCGGGAAGCCUGUCAGCUCCGCUUCCAGUUUCUCAAGACCCUCUUCGAGCACAGCGUAUCUGGGAACUUUCUUGGGGUGGAUGAGGAGAUGAACAGUUCCUACCAGCACUGGCUGAGCGUUGUGGAGAAACUCGCAGCCUCUCAUCCACCUGCGCACAUCCUUUCGGCCUUGGAGCACCUGGCCCUCCAGAGCGCCCAGCAGCUGCAGGAGCUCUCCGACAGCCUCAACAUCCCCCAAGAUGUGGAAGCACUCAAGUUCCGUUUGCACAGUGGCCACCUAGAAGAUGUCUCAGACCGUAUGGAUGACCUUCCGUCUGUCCGACACCUGAUCCAGGAGGGCUGGAGCAAAUGUGAGAUGCUCUGCAUCCAACAGAUCCCUCUCCAGGCUCAGGAGAGGAAGCUUUUAGCUCAGUUGGAAGCAGUUGUCCAAGACGUGCAUCGUCUGCUGUCAGAUGGCUCCGAGCACUCCAUCCUGGCCAGAGCUGUGUUUGAGCUGGAGCUCCGGGCGGUGAGGCUCCGGGAAUACCGGGACGGGCUGCUGGAUGGCUGCCGAGAACUGGAAGAAGCGGUGAGGACGAAGCAGGUGGAACGGCAGGACUUGGAGGCCAAACGCCGGCGCGUCAUGGACUUCCGCCGCCUGGUGAAUGAGAAGCAGCAACAUAUUCGGGUGCUCAUCAAGGGAACCUCUUAUAUUAAGUCCCAGCUUCGUAAGGACCAGGCUGAGGUGAGGUGUUUGCUUUAUUUAUUUGAUGAUGUUGUUCAACACCAACAGGGAAAAAGACAGCCGACGCAGCUUGCUUUCUCUUCCAGGUCUCAGUACCUCCCUGCUCACGAGCUUUCCAUCCACCGCUUGAGCCGUACGGCCCCAGCAGAAUACAGGGCCUUCCUCAACGUCUGCAGUGGAGCUGCUUUCCCGCUUUACAAGGGUCCUGAGCAGCUCCUCCCCCACAUGGCCGACCUGAAGAAAAAGCUUCUUUUCCUGUGUGCCCAGCUCAGUUCCAAACAGAGGGCUUUGGAGAAUCUGCAGCACCAGCUGGAGGAGGCUCCAGAACCCGAUGUGCAAGCCCUGGUGCGAGAAGUGAAGGCCCAUGAUCAAGAGCAGGCCCGUGAGCUCCUGCCUCGGAUUCAGAGGGUGACCGAUCAGUGCCGCUGCCGUAUAGAGCGAUGGCAGGAGGUGCAGGCCAUUGUGGAUGCAUGGUGGGAACAACCAGGACAGUUUGUGCUCCCGGGCGAGCGGCGCCAUGGCUUCACCUUGCAACAGUGGCUGGAGCGCUGGACCUUGGCAGCCAAGACGUCGCAGCAGCGGCAGAAGCAACACAGCUGGACCUGAAACUGGCCCACGAGCAGGGGUGGGGGCCCCCACAACAGCCUACGUGGCGGUUUCUAUCUAAGGCCGACGAUGCCCUUUUCAUGAACCGAGGCAUGGAUUGUGCCUGUUGGUUCAGUUAUGUGUUUUGUUCCACUGCAACCCCUUAGGGGGUAGAACUGUCACUGAAUUUAAUGCAAGAGGUGGUUUUCUGUCCCUCCUUGGGGGAAAUAGUGCUGAAGGUACAAUUGCUAAGCAGGUUGUGGGUCUUUUUUUUUUUUCACCUCUUCUGGGUUUCCAAAAUAAAUUCAAAGGCACCACUUUAAACUUAUUUGGGCUGGCUCAUGCCGUUUUAAAAUCCAGCCAUGAAAACUGGAUCCAGUUUUUAAAAUUAUUUAUUGCAAAAAGGUAAUGCCGAAAUGGCCUCUCCUGUCCCACAAUUAGGAGGAGUUUCAUUCAGGAUCUUCUGAGCUGGGUUUGAGCAGACGUUCAUACUUCCUCCCCAGCCUUUUCUCUAAGAGGGUGUGGCACGAUGGGCCCUCCGGACGUUUUGGACUCCAAAUCUCAUAAUCUCUUAUAAUUGGCCAUGCUCGUUGGAGCUUCUGGGAACUGGCGUCCAAAACAUAUGAAAGGCUUAAGGUAUUCCAUUCCGCUCACUGGUGCUAAUGUUGCCACAUGUCGUAAAACACCUGAGUCUGUCAUCUUAUUGAGAAAUAAGGACUGAUCUCUGCAAAGCUAGCAUAAUGAAUCAGUAUUGCUGAUUUCUUGCUAGGGACCAGGUUUUCUUAGAAUACAGAUCCCAUAAUUCACCAUUCUGAGGGUUAUACCUGACAGACAGACAUGGAAAUUUGGCUCACUUGGG